Molecule: messenger RNA, 6243 nt
Organism: Nezara viridula (southern green stink bug)
Lineage: Eukaryota; Metazoa; Arthropoda; Insecta; Hemiptera; Pentatomidae
Source: the annotation of a GenBank genome assembly
AUGCUUCCUUCCAGAUUUAAAGCUUUAAAUUCAGAUACAUCUGAAGAAAGUGACACUAGUGAAACUCCUGCAGUGACCAAAGAAGCUUUGGAACAAAAAGCUAUAGCCCAGUAUCAAAUAGCACUUCAACUAGAACAGAAAGGAGAAUGGGAACAGACCGAGAAGUUAUUGAGGGAACUUUUAAAAACCGAUAUAAUUUCUCAGAUUACUGGGAAGAUGUCUGGUUCUGGAAUUGUUCAAAGCUCUCUUGUCCAUUUAAAAUACUGUAUAACGUUGAAUCUUGGGCAUUGUCUCGCCCAGCAAAAAAAGAUGGAGAAAGCUUUAAAGUUUUAUAUAAAGGCCACGAAACUGGACAAUAGUGAUCUUAAUUUAUGGUAUCGAAUGGGAAAACUAGCAAUGUCAAUUCCUGACUUACAUUUGGCUGUGUCAUCAUUUGAAGAGGGUUUAAAAUGUAGUCCUAAACAUUGGCCUUGUAUAGAUAAUCUUGUGACUAUUACUUUUGCUCUUGGUGAUUAUAUGGCGUGCCUUUAUUAUAUAUCAAAAGGUUUAAAUAUGGAUGUUGGUUUUUUAAAAGGCCAUUUUUUCAAGGAGAAAAUAUUUAAUUUAUUUCCUAGUUUGAUUAAGGGAUUCAGCAUGUAUUAUCCAAAUUGCCAUUUCCCUCAGAAACCUGAUUCAAUCAACCUUGAUUCAGACAAAGCAAACAAUUUAUUUAAACAAGCAGAACUUUUAAGAGAUAAGGAAAGUGAAAAAUGGCAAACAAAAGAUAUUGAAUCUAAGGAUAUUUUGAGACCUGUAUUUAAAGUAAAAUCAGAUAGUUGGAUUGAUGUUUCCAAGUUACUAUUGUAUCUGUAUGAUAUCACUGAUCAAAACACACCUCAAAAGAUUGCUUUUAGUCCCUUUAAGUUCACUCCUGUUGGUGACAAUGGAGAAACACCAAUGGAGAUUGAUGAUGUUGAAAGUGAUGAUGAUAUUGAAGAAAUUGAUGAAAAAGUUCAGCAACCACCAGAAGUUGAUGAAGAAGAACCAGGUAAGUCUGGAAGAUCUAAUGGAAAUUUAAUAGAAAAAUUAGCAUCCAGCCAAAAACGAAGAUCUGCUCGUGUUAGGAGUACAGUAAGGAGAGAAGAGCCUAGCCUGGCUGAAGCUUUCAGGAAACUUAUCCCUAGUCAUCUAUUGCCUGCAGAUACUAAACGAGAAGGAGAAUGUCUCUCAGAUGAAUUGGAUACAAUGGACUUAUACAAACUGUUAGAAUUAAAGGAAAGUAGUGAAACAAAUAAAGUUGAAAAGUCAAAUGAGAAAGAAAGGACUGAGCGUUUGUUGGAAGAGGGUUAUUUUGGAACAGAAAAUGAAAAAACGGAUGUAGCUUUAUUUAUUGAAGAAAUCGAAAAAUCUGAAAAAAAUAUAGUAGAUACAAUGUACUUGUUACUAAUCAGAUUAUCCGAGAAGUGGAAGCUUCAUUGGCCACAACUUUUAGGAAAUUAUUUUGUACAAAUAAACUUAAUUGUUCAACACUAUUUUCCUGUUGCCAUUCAGCCAAAGGAGGUGCCUUUAAAUUUUUAUGAAGAUGUUAAUAUAUUGUUAUUCGGUGAGCUAUUACUGCAAGAAUGGAUUAGUAAAGGAAAACGAAAAGGUCUACCCAGUCCUUUAGGUUUUAAUUCAUAUGUGGGUGACUUUUCCCCUUUGAAUUUAGGAAAAUUGAAUCAUCAAGCAGCAUUAACAGAUGAUAUAGAUUUUAUUGCAAGGUCUUAUUGGUUGGAAGUUUUGCUUUUUCUACAUUGCGAAGAUAGAGAAGCUUCUGUCAGAGCUUUACAACAGAUAAUUGAUGAUGAGAGAUGUGGAAAAAUUGAAAUCAAAAUCCCUAACGUUACUUACAAUUCUCUAAUUAGUUCAAAAAUUGCUACAACUCUUUUAAAAGCCUUAAAACGGAAUAAAAGUUUAUCGCAAGUUUUGGAUUUGUAUAAUUCUGGAUAUUUUAUUGAAGUCACUGAUAUACUUAGUGAUUCAUUAUCAGUGGAUCCUGAUAACACUGCUACUUGUGACACAAUUUCUCGCUCCAUGCAGUAUGCUAUUAUCUUGGAUUCCUUUUGGAAACUUGCAAAGUUUAAGGAAUGUCUUUAUUGGACUGAAUGUUGUUUACAUGAAUCAUUAAAUCAUUAUAGGAAUGCUUCUGAUGAAGAAGAAAGGCAAGAUUAUGCUAAACUAAUUGUCGAUACAUUAAAGGGCAUUUUAAAUUUGAUUGAAAAUCAAGGUUAUGAAAUUUUCCAAACCCUGGUUAGUGAUAAGUUGUCAAGAUUAGUUCAAACUUUAAGCUCUAUCAUCAAUCAUCAAAUGGAAGCUCCUGAUAAUUCUUCUGAAAUGCCAAUAGAAAGUGUUUCACCUUGGAUUAUCCUCCAUUAUAUUAUUAAGUAUCAUGAAGGGUUGUCAACACAAAACAUCAGAAUGUUGAAGGAAGAUGAAGAAGAAGAGUUGCUAGCUUCUAUUCAAAUACUUUUUGUUGGGCAUGAAUAUCUAGGGAGGCGUUCUUGGUGUUGUUUUGAUGAAGGGGCUCUAUUGUUUCACACUCUUGAAACUGUAUACCCACUAACACAGACUCUUCCUUUAGAAAGUCAAAAUUUAAUUAAUAUCAAUCAGCAGAUAGACCAGAUAUUUUAUUGUCUUUAUGGAAUUCAGAAGAAACAUAAGACAAGACAUAUAGCGGAACAUAAUGUACUUGGACUUGCACUUACCUGGAAUCGUGCACAGCAAAUAUUUAUUUUUACUAGGCCUCGAGAACUGCCUUCUUACGAUACUGUUGGGAAGUGCUGUAUGUCAGCAGAUAACGAAGCAUUGUAUUUGAAGCUUAUUCAGCUGGUUCCAGAUAACUGUAAUCCAAAACGUCUAAUAGGAGAAAUGAAGAAAUAUAUAGAUGGUGAAAUAGAAGAAAUACCGAGGAAUGACUGUGCUCUUCCUGCAGAAGUGGCCGACAUUUAUUUUCUCCUUGCACAUUUCUACUAUAAAUCAAAGUCUUGGGCAAAAGUUUGGCAUUAUAAUUUGUUGGAUGUGUGUGCUAAUCCAACCCGUCAUGCGUCAUGGGCUGGUUUAGCCUUGUCAAGAGGCACAGAAAUAGAAACAACACUUAAUUCAUGUGAGACAAUAAAAAAUGAAGGAAACUUAUUGAAUUCAGCAGCUACUGUUUGCAGAUGUUACAAAAAAUCUCUAGAUUUAGAUCCAGCUCAGAACACACUGUGGAUUGAAAAAGGAACAUUUUCAUACACAAUACACUCAUUUUGCUCUAAUGUUCUCAAGAAGGAACAAAAUUUGAGUAUUGAAAUGUAUCAUACACUUGAAGAACAGAAAGAAUCCAUGCUAGCUACUGCUCUUCAGUGUUUUCUCUCUGCAAAUAAGCUGUGGCAUGACUUCGGUGGUCGAGAUAUACAUGACGAGAGAUGGUUACACCAUUAUAUGUUUGGUAAAAUUGCCAAAAAAAAAGAUGAAGAACCUUCUGUUUAUAUUAACCAUUAUUUAAAGGCUGCAGCUUUGCUUCAUGAUAUUGGAGCCCUAUAUCCGACUAUAAUAACAUAUAACAGUCCUCAGUAUCUUGCAGUUGAAGCUCUGGAGAUAUUCUACAGAGUUCACACAUGCAUCUUAAAAACUCUUGAAGAAGCAGGAGACAAGCCCCUUCCUAUUUCAACUAUAGAAAUAUUUAAGCAUGCGAUAAAUGUUUUGGCUCAAAGUCCAUUUGUCACCCAAGCUAAAGAAUAUACAAGAAAUGAGAAACCUAAGAAAAGCAUUCAAAAAAAGACAGACAGCGGCAGUGAUGAUGACUUGCCAGUUUCAAAAGAUGUAAAAGAUAUGAUACAAGAUAUUCUUGGCAAAGUGGAAAGUGAUCACAGUUCAUCUAAUCCACUAAAAAGAAAGCUAUUACCCAUUAAGGAAGAACCGGAAAAUAUUCAACCAAUGGAAGUAUCUUCUGGAGAAGAUCAAGUGGAAUCUAGUGCUAUUAGCAACAUUGAGAAACCUACCAAUUCAAGUUCUACUUCUGAAACGACCAAGGAUACCAAACCGAAAGGUGAAGAAACGAGUGCUAGUUCCUCUUCUAGCUCAUCGUCAAAAUCGUCAUCUUCCUCUUCAGAUUCUUCCUCUAGUUCGAGUAAUUCAAGUUCUGGAAGUUCAAGCUCAUCUGAUAGUAGUUCAUCUGAUUCUUCAAGUGAUUCUUCUAGUGAUUCUGAUAGUGAAUCAGACAACGAGCCUCCUGCUAAAAAAGUGAAAUUGGAAAUAGAAGGCUGGUCUCAAGAACAACAAUGGCUUGUUGAAAAAUGUAUUGGAGCACUUGAACUAUGCAGAAAAAGAUUUCCAGAACAUUAUAAAUCAACUUACCAUUUGGCUCAUUUCUAUUUUAAGACAAAACACUUUAAAAAUAUGGACAAAGUUAAGGAACUUUUACUUGGACAACAUGGUCUUUUUGCUGAAAGAAAAGCAAGCAAUUUCUUCAAUGGAAUUUGGAGAAUACCCAAUGGAGAAAUAGACCGCCCAGGUAGUUUCGCAUCUCAUAUGGGAAGGUGUACCUUGCUACUAUUAGAGUUUUUGAGAGAAACGAAGGAUUAUAAUAUGUUGUUGGAUUUAGCUAUCCAUCUAAAAAUAGUCCCAGAAGCAGAUAAAAAAUAUUUGCGAGACAAUGAGAGAGAGGAACUAAGUAAAGAAGCAGCUACUCUUUGCGUACAAUCACUUAGAAAAAAAAUGCAAGAAUUAGACAAAGAUAAACUUCAAAAGUUUAUAUUGGAAUUGUAUUAUAUUCAUAAAAGAGCUAACAAAAGCAAUCUUAAGGAACCAAGGUUUAGUUCGAUUCUAAAUGAAGUUUAUCAGAAACUCAUUGACAGCCAAGGUGAAACUUCUUUGGAAAGCGCUGUUCGUUAUUGCCAACAACAAAUUCAAUUGGAGAAGCAGGCUUUGGCCCCUCCCCCAGUGACUCCAACUGUUGCUGUAUCGCAGGCUGCUCCCCAGGUCACCAUACAACCUCAGGCCCAACAUGCUACACAGCAGCCUUUACCAUCAGCCAGUUCUAGUAGUCUGGUUUCUUCAUCAAUUUCAAGUCCUGCAUCAUCACAAGAGAGCUCCACUUCUUUAUUUCAGAGCAAUGUUAAUAUUGGUUUUGCACGGAGAGGAGCUCGUGGGACUACAGGUAGAAAACCACGUGGCCGACCGCCUGGUUCUGGAUUAGGUUCUCGCCUUCCAAGAGGAAUGUCUGUUUCACUUUUGGUAUCUCAACAGACAGAAUUGUUACGCCACUAUGCUCAACAAAAUGCUGAACUAACAAGACAGUUAGCUGCUCAAAAUAUAAAUGUUAAUUCCAACAUGAGUAACCCAAUGAAUACAAACAUGAGUAAUCCAAUGAAUACUACCAUGAGCAAUACAAUGAAUACCAACAUUUCAGCUGCUUUGAGUACCAGUAUGAGCACUACGAUGAAUACCACUGGCCCUAAUGGACAAGUGUUAAAGGAUAGACCAAAUUUAUCUAUCACCCCCUUGAAGCCAUCUGUGCCUAGUCCAUUGAAAAGUGCACCUACUAGUCCUAGUGUGAAACCGAUUAUACCAUCUUCUUCUUUAUCUGUUUCAGUAAGUAAGAAAAGUAGCCCACAAUAUAAAGCUCGGAAAUCAAAUCCUCCACUCCCACCAACUCCUUCAAGUUCAUCGGUUCCAUGGCCUACUGGAGAUGCAUUUAGGCCACUUGGUCUCAGCAUACAGCCUAUUCAGUCUACUCCACCUAAGAAUCCAGUUCAAGAAGUAAGUUUGCAGCAUAAAAUACUUGGUGCUAAGAAAAUCAUUUCUACACCUGAGAAAAGUCAACCUAAAAAAUUAUCGGAACUACCUUUCCCAUCGACUAGUGAACUUACUGUUAGACAAAUAAGUCCUAAACCAAGACCUCCAUUUAUACCGAGGCCAUCACCCCCAGUUCCUCGCAAAGAUGUUGUAAACUCUAUUAGUAUUAUUCCUACAACAUCGAAAAUAGAACCCCCAAAAAAUGUUCUCCCGUCACCUCCUAUUCAAGAUGAAAAACCUAAGCCUGUAAAUAAACCUCCAACUGUAAUACCUAACAUAGACAGUUCAGUAGCUGAUGCGCUCCGAACAUUUGGAAGUACUAUAACAAUUACCACAACAAAUAAUAAAAAACCAGUUAAGAUCCAUGAUGAGAUGUCUAUUACUCCUGUUCAACAAAAAAAGACAAAAAACAUUCAAGAGCCUUGUGAAGUAAUAGUGUUGGAUGAUUGA